Messenger RNA from Pieris macdunnoughi, 417 nucleotides. The record is from the annotation of a GenBank genome assembly. Lineage: Eukaryota; Metazoa; Arthropoda; Insecta; Lepidoptera; Pieridae.
AUGCGACCAAAGUCGAGUUUAAUUUGGACAUUUUUUUAUCAAGUUAAUAUAGAUCAUGCAAAAUGUAAACAGUGUGAUCAAAACUUUUCCCGGAAAGGAGGUGGCACUACUUCACUAAAACUUCAUCUCAAAUCAAAACACAGUGAUAAGUACAAAGAACUUUUAUUGCUGGAACAAAAUAGGCAACAAAAACCACAAACAUCCAAACAGCUGACACCUUUACAAAAGUGUCAAAAACAGUUAUUAUUAACAGAUUCUUUAAAAAAUAAUAGUACCUGGGAUGAUAGUAAUGUCAAACAAAAAGAAAUGGAUAGAUUGGUGGCCGAAAUGAUUUCAUUACAAAACUUGCCAUUUAGUUUUGGAAGGUGUGGGAUUUCAAAGAGUAAUGCAGGCAGCAUUACCUCGUUAUCAUCUUAG